This is a messenger RNA of Eruca vesicaria subsp. sativa (arugula), 1098 nucleotides long. Lineage: Eukaryota; Viridiplantae; Streptophyta; Magnoliopsida; Brassicales; Brassicaceae. The record is from the annotation of a GenBank genome assembly.
AUGGCCCUAAAGUUGGAAGCAAAGGGUGGUAAGAAAGGAAAUGUAUGGGCUGAUGGUGUUCACGAAAAUGUUAGAAAAGUAUAUGUAGGGCAAGGCCAGAGUUGUAUAUCCUUCGUCAAGUUUGAGUAUGUUGAUGAUUCUGAAGUGGUUAUUGGAGAUGAACAUGGAGAACACACACAAAAAGUUGAGGAGUUUGAGGUUGAUGAAAAUGACUACAUCGUUUACGUAGAAGCUUUCCGUGAGACAGCAACUCAAGAAACCAUCGUGGCUCUUAAGUUCGAGACUUCCAAAGGCAAAACCAAUAAGCACUUCAAGGAGGGUCCGGGGGUGAAGUUUGUUCUCCAAGGUGGCAAAAUCGUUGGGUUUCACGGGCGUUCCACCAAUGUUCUACACUCCCUUGGAGCCUAUAUUUCUGACCCAAUAUCCACUCAUCAAUUGCAUGGAAAGUGGACAAAGCCUUCCGGGAGGAGCGUUUUCGCUAGUGCAGUUGUUGGGAAACACAUUGUGAUAUUCGGAGGUGAGAUUGAUAUGGACCCACAAGCUCACGUGGGCCCGGGACAAAUGACCGAUGGGACUUUUGCGUUGGAUACAGAGACGUUGAAGUGGGAGAGGUUGGAUAAGUUAGGUGAAGAGGUGAAGGCGGAGGAGGAGACAAAGAAUGGGUCAGGACUAUCAAUACAUGUUGGGAUCCCGAUUCUAAUAGAUUUAGAUGUUUCUAUCGGAAACCCUUUUGGAAGCCACAAGAAGAAAAAGGAAGAAGCGAAGCAGGAGAUGACUCCGGCUAUCAGGGGAUGGACAGCUUCCACGAGUGGGACAGUUAAUGGUAAGAAAGGGCUGCUGAUGCAUGGUGGCAAAGCUGUGACCAAUGACCGCUUUGAUGAUCUCUUCUUUUACGAGUUUAACUCUGCUUAAUCAUUACCAUCUGUGAUUGUUUGUUAUGUGUGUGUGAUUCAGUAAGGGAGAGUCGUGAUAACAUACGAUCCUUCAUCAGCUUUUUUUUUUUCUAUAUGUUUGCGUUAUGUAUGAUUCAAUAAGGGAGGGUCGUGAUACCACACGAUCCUUCCUCACCUUUCUGUAUUGUUGUUAUGUUUCUUUUUU